This is a messenger RNA of Dicrocoelium dendriticum, 1907 nucleotides long. The record is from the annotation of a GenBank genome assembly. NCBI's taxonomy places the organism in Eukaryota, Metazoa, Platyhelminthes, Trematoda, Plagiorchiida, Dicrocoeliidae.
ACCACAAUCACGCUGCCGUAAGAUCAUUGAUUCGCAUUUGGCGGAUCCGACGAUCCGCAUAUAGACCAUGUGGUCCACUCGCUGUCGACCUGUACACAGCAGGUUAUCGGAGAUCGUCGCUGUAUCCAAAAGAUGGUUAAAUCUUCAAGAAUACCAGUGCAAGAAGUUGAUGUCAGACUUUGACAUAAAUGUCCAGCGCUUCAUGAUGGUCCGAAAGCCUGCAGACAUUGAAACUAUCAAGAACCAGUUUAAAGUUAGAGAAUUCGUUAUCAAGGCGCAAAUUUUGGCCGGUGGUCGCGGGAAGGGUGUUUUUCGUGAUGGUUUCAAAGGUGGAGUUCACUUGACUACAGAUCCGCAUGUUAUGAGUGAAAUUGUUGCGAAGAUGCUAGGCAACUAUCUGAAAACAAAGCAGACUCCAGAAAACGGGGUCCUUGUGAAUAACGUCAUGGUCGCAGAGGCGCUAGACAUCAAGCGCGAGACGUACUUGGCACUCCUUAUGGACAGAGAAUCCGGAUGCCCCAUUUUAGUUGCCUGUAAACAAGGCGGAGUAGAAAUCGAGCAGCUGGCUCACGACUGUCCUGAAGCUAUUCUGCGUGAGCCUGUGGAUGUGGCGGUCGGUGUGACACAAGCACAAUCAGACCGCAUUGCGGAAUUCUUAGGGUUUGUUCCCGGUUCGGAGCAGUUCAAAGAAGCCUCAUUGCAAAUUCGGCGCCUUUACAAAAUGUUCACCUCUUUGGACUGUCUUCAAAUUGAAGUUAAUCCGUUUGGUGAAACUCCGGACGGUCGCGUUGUUUGUUUUGAUGCUAAGCUCAGCUUCGACCAGAAUGCCGUUUUUCGUCAGCCUGAAGUUUCCCAGAUGGCCGCAGAAGUCGAAGCAGUCGAAGUGGCCGCUGCUGGUCCUCACAGUACGGUCGCUUUGGAAGCGGAGGCCACCAAACAUGGGUUAAAUUACAUUGGGUUAUCCAAAGGUAACAUUGGAUGCAUUGUCAAUGGAGCCGGUCUAGCCAUGGCUACCAUGGAUCUGAUCAAGCAUCAUGGAGGUGAACCUGCAAACUUUCUCGACCUUGGCGGUGGUGUGUCUAUCGAUCAGGUUGAGCACGCUUUCGGGCUAGUCUCGAGCGACCCACGGAUCACGUGCAUUCUGGUCAAUAUCUUUGGCGGAAUCGUCAACUGCAACACAGUUGCCAAGGGUUUGGUCGGUGCCUUCAAGAAAUACAAGGUGUCCGUCCCUGUUGUCGUCCGUCUUCAUGGAACCAACAGCGUGGAGGCCGCCGAAUUAUUGAAAAGCGCGAAUGUUGGAUUGCUCCCGGCAGCUACAUUUGACGAAGCGGCUCGUCUAGCCGUCUCCAAAUCUAAACAAAAGCACGCUAGUCAUUCCUAGCGUAUUUUUCAGCUCCAUUAUAUCCUCAAGUGUGCAUUGCACCGGUUUCAAGCAGAUCCGCAUCUGAUUAAGAUUGUAUUGUGUCUCCUAUUGUUCUGGUCCUCUUGGUACAUUUUGUCAGUCACAUGUAGUUGCAUUUCUAGUGUUUGAUUUAUUCUGGCAAUUCCCGUCCUCACACAUGCGGAUUUAAAUUGCCCUUCAUGUAUUUGACAAACACUUCCUACCCUACUAGAAUGAACUUAGUGUUUCACCCCUUUCUGCGCGCAUUUUGAUUCCGGUGCUGCGUCGCAGUUGGCCGUGUUUCAUUCAACUUUCUCUUCGAUCUUUCACCUUUUCCCUUAGCAAAUCAGGUGCUCACAUCCUGUAACGCAAACUCACCGGCAGUGGUCGAACCGUAAAUUGUUUUCCUUCAAAGCAGCCUAAACGUUACGCGACGGUUUGCUUACCUCUGUGCCCCAUUGAGCUACGCUGGGUGGCACUAUCCAAGUCGUCGAUUGUCUUCUGUUUUGAAAACCUAAUCAUAGGC